AUGUUUCAUUUUUGCCCUUCCAGAUCCUCGUUGGGAGGCCACACGAGUUCUGCCCUUUCUCUGGUCGCACCCGGUGGCCCCAUGUCCAACUUUCCCAUGGCGCCUAGUAGCAGUGGCCUUUCAGGGCACACCUUCGUUCCCAGGCCCUCUGCUGGUGCUCCUCUUGCAUCUGCUUGGAAUCCUCUGGCUUCAACACGUUCUGUACCCAGCAGUUUUGCAGUUUCAUUAUCUCCUGGCUUGCAUGACCCUACCGAGGCUGUUGCUGUCGCCCAGCGCCUUACCAGCGACAUAGAAGGAGGCCAGAGGUCUAUGCCUCCUGGACCUGUGCAGCUACCACGACUCGAGGGACCAUUGGUACGGAAGUAUGACCUGGAGGAAGGAGGAAGACGGCGGCAAAAAAGCCGAGGUCGAGGCUGGCAACCUGUCUAUAUGUCCCUGGAGUCCGGGCAAUUGCUAAUGUAUAAGGUGGGAGCUAAUUAG
This is a messenger RNA of Protopolystoma xenopodis, 480 nucleotides long. NCBI's taxonomy places the organism in Eukaryota, Metazoa, Platyhelminthes, Monogenea, Polystomatidea, Polystomatidae. The record is from the annotation of a GenBank genome assembly.